AAAAUUAAUUAAACAAAUAAGAUAAAUUACAAAUAAACAAAUUCAACGUAAACUGAAAAGUAAACAAACGCGUGAAAUAUUUUAAAUUACAACGAAAAAAUAAAUUUUAUUACACACAUCGGCAUAUAAAAUUCAUUCCAAAAUAAGAAGCAAAUAGAGAGAGAGUAAAGACUCAACGAAAAUCACUGCCCAAUAUUAAUUUACACCUAACAACUAAUAUAACUGCAGAUACAAAAAAAAAAAGAAGAAAACAGCGGCAAUAUCGAAACUUUAAGUGCCACGAAUUUUUUAACAAAAAUACAACAUUCAGUCUAAAAAACAAAGUAAGCAGGAGGAUAUGGUUUUGCCAUUCGGUCUCGGAGCUGACGGCCAACACACGGGUGGCCAAACAACAAUCAUGGUACCAACAGCACCUCCUGCUUUUCUAAUGCCUGGACAAACAAAUGUAUCCACCGUCAUACCGAUUAUACCGAGCCCAUAUAUUGAUUUUAUUGUUGUAAACGGUGAUGAUCGGUACAUGAUACGAUGCGAGAGAAAGGCUGUACUUGAAAAUAGUGUGGAAUUAGCCAAACUCAUACACGCCGGACCGAACAGUGGACGUAAAGGUGAUAAUCAUUUUCAAAUAUCAAAUGUGGAUAAAAACGAUUUUGAACUAGUCAUAAGAUUUCUUGAAACGAAAUUCGUAAAAUAUAGUGAUCAUCUGCAUAUACUUAAAAUACUCGAAUUAGCUGCCCGCUUUAAUUGUCCAGAUUUGAUAAUACACUGCAUACGUGAACUUGAUUUACUUUUAAGUAGCAUUACAGUCGUCGAUGUAUUUCGUGCAUUGUGGUAUUAUCAGCAUUUAAUGCCUGCCAGUCAAAAUCAAUUGGAUUCAGUUAUCACUUCACAAGAUGCACUGUUAGCUAAAAAACAGAAACACAAGGGACGAACUGACAAUCAAAGCUCAACAGCUAACUCGCAUUCUAACCCUUUUACAGCUGAGGAAUUUUGUGCGGCACUACUAAGUAAUACUCUGCAGUUGAUUGAUAUGCAAGCAGAAUCUGUGUUAACAGAACAGCAAAUGACUGAACUGCGUUUCGAAGAAUUGGAAACGAUUGUAAAACGUGAUUCACUGCAACUGAGCUCUGAACUUGUACUAUUCAGAUGCUUGUCUGACUGGAGUAUUGCUGAGUGUAGACGAAAAAAAUUGGAACCAACGGCAGAAAAUCGAAGGCGUGUCUUGGGUCCAUUAUGUUAUGCUCCACGAUAUUUAUUAAUGAGUUCAAAUGAAUUUCGUAGAGCUUGUGAACGUGUUGAACUAUUAGAUCCUACUGAGAUAACACUUGUCGAUGAUGCAAUUGAAGGUAAAAAACUAAAAAACCUAACCAAUGAACAAAAGCAAUUAUUGGAGAAGUUUCGUACAGCACGUCCUGAUUUUGCCAAAAUGCCCAUUCAUCUCAGUGAUCGUAGCAACCCGAAAAACUAUCCAAAAAAGAUGCGCCGUGCGGAAAAAGUCUCAUCCUCUGGUGAAGAAAGUUGCUGUGAGAAUUUUGGUCUCAACUGUUUAGCAGUAUUUGCAUGCAUUUUCGAUUGAAGUUUGUGCAGAUAUCCAUAUCUGUAACUACAUCCGCAUUAUUUCGUACUCAUUUUCAGUGUCAAAGAAUAGGACCUGAAAGUAAAAUAAUGAUUGAAAUGCAUAGACUUAUACACUAACGAAUAUAGCUUACGAAUAUUAGUUAACUAAGAGACGCAAAUUUCCACACGUUUUAUACCCUCAACUAUGUGAAUUAUAUAGUCUGUAUAUGUACUCUUGUAUGUGAGUAGCUUAGGCGUGGAACCAGCACUAUUUAAAAGUUGGCGAAACAGAUACUUUUAACAUUUAUGUAUGUCAUGUGUUGUAAAAAUGUUGAAAAAUGCAAAAAAUUGCAAAAAUUGCA
Molecule: messenger RNA, 1916 nt
Organism: Teleopsis dalmanni
Lineage: Eukaryota; Metazoa; Arthropoda; Insecta; Diptera; Diopsidae
Exons: 4
Coding region: 338-1573 (411 amino acids)
Biological process (GO): neurogenesis
Cellular component (GO): cytosol
Source: RefSeq, a predicted model, not a curated record